AUGGGAUACCUAUUGAUUGAUGUCUUAAGUGAAAUUGCUUUUUACAAAAGUCCUUCAUAGUUAUCAGAUAGAUAUUUUAAAGUUCAACUUUUAAUUUGUUCAUUAUAAUUUUUAGCGCUAUUAUUUCCAAAUGAUGGGUGGAAUUAUUGGAAUUAUGACUAUGAUCCAGUAUUUAAAUACUUUAAAUAAGUGAUAAAUUGCUUAUUAAUUCUGCCUAUUUAGCAUGAACAAAAAAUCAUCCAUUCAUUAAUUGCGAGUGCAUUUUUUGCAUUUCAGUCAGCAAUUAUUAUAUUUAUUUCUAUUUUAACAAUAUUCAGAAAGAUUUCAUCAAAUACCGAAUUUACUAAUGGUAUAUUACACUUUAUGUUAAGAGUUGUAAAUUUUUAUUUUCUUCACAUAAAUUUUUCAAUAGGCAAUUUAUUCCUUUUGUAUUAUGGAAAUGGGAUAUUUUGUGCAAAGUUCAACUCAUUUUAGGAUGGAAAAUGUUCCCAACAUUCAUUAUUUUUUAUUGGUUUAGCCGGAUCGAUAUUGACUAUAUUGUCAUAAUACAUUGGUGUUUAUCUUUUUAGAUCCUUCUCAUUUAGACCCUUUUCAAUAUUGCAGAGUAAAUAUUCAUUUAAUUAAAUGCUAUAUGUUUUUAUAAGAGCAAUAAUGUUUGCAGUUUAUUUACUUGAAACAACAAGUUUUAAUGUGUACCUGUUUUUUAUUCUCAUAAAUUGUUUAAUCUUACUAUAAAUGAUUGAGAGCUUUUUCCUAAACGCCUUUUAUCCUCCAAACAAUGAAUUUAAUUUCAAAUUAUACUUUAUACUAUUCUCUAUAUCAAUCCUAAUCACAUUAAAUGUGUUAUCAGAGAAUACAAUAUUGCAAUAAAAUAUGAUACUUGAAAGUGUGAUGUUAGCGGCAUCCUUUGCAUUUUAUUUUUCUGAAGUUCUUUUUGAAAGGAAAAUAUAUCACCAAUCUCAGUAUAAGCUUCUAUCCUCAAGUAGAACAAUUGAUAUUAUCUAAAGGAUUUAUGAAUUAUCUCAAGAUAUCAAAAAGACUGUGAGGUAGAAAAAAAUGUUUUAUUAUUAUGCCUAUUUAGUAAAUCACAUAUCAGGUGACAAACACAUAGACAAUAGCUUUUUCUAAGAUAUGUCAUCAAGGAAGUUUAUUAUUUAAUUUUUGUAAAGACAGUUGAAAUUAGCCAAAUAAAAUGGUAAAGUAGCUUUUGAAGAUAUGUAACUAAUAUACACCAACUUUCUGUCUCAUUAUUGCAAGAAACCAUUACUUAGUUUAGUUGAGUUUAGAAAGUACGAUAUUUUUUAUCAAUAACAAUAAUCCUACUACUUUAAAUUUAUGAAGAAGCAAAUCAAUAACAAUUUACAGCAGACUGUUCAAAAACAGCAAUAAGCCAAUGUUUUUUAGUCCCAAAAUAGAGAAUAAGAAAAAUAGUCCUUGGAUAUUGUUCAUAUUAGUAAAUCAAUAGUUUUUGAAGAACUCUACAUUCCUAACAUUAUUAAGUUAAUGGAUGCUAAAAUCUACUUUUGGGAAUAAUUAAUCAAAGGGUACAAUACAAUUUAAGAAUUUUAAAAUGAGGCAAUUAAUUUAAGUAAGAAGGUGCAAUAACUUUAAAGAGAGUUAUUGUCCAAAUUAUCCUUUGAUAUUGAAAACAUAGGGCAUUUAGGAACUAAUUGUAAUGUAUUAGAAUUAAAAAUUGCGUCUAUUUUUUACAGUUCCAUAAUGAAUGACUAUUACAAUUCAGCUUAAUGUGAAUUUUUAAUAUAAGAAAUAUUCAAUAUUGAACAUACAUUAUCUUCAGAUGUUAUCACAAAUUUUACAUUAGUUGAAGACAAAGUAGCCUUAAUAAUGUUAAGCUUAGUCAGGAAUUUAGGUUAGAUUAUUAAUUAAGAUAAAAGAGGUUUAUCUCAAUAUUUUGGCUAUGAUGAUAAAGAAUUCUAACAAAUAUAAUAUAUUAAUUAAUUAAUGCCUCCCUUUUUAUCUGCAAUACAUGACAAUUUAUUAGAAGAUUAUUUGCAAUAAGCAAAGUCAAAGCUAUUUUAAUCUUAUAAUGUUGUAUUUAGUUCUGACAAAUUUGGUUAUUUGGUAGCAUAACAAUUAAAAAUUGACAAUAAUUUUCUAAUUUUAGAUGAUUAUGUGAUAAUGGGUUGUCUGUCCUAAGUUAAACGAGGAAUAGAUUUUGUAAUUUUUGGGGAUGAUGGUAAAAUAUGGGGUAGCACCUAAAAUUUCUUUUAAACCUACUUUUAAAAUUCAAAUGAAAAAUUUACUUUAUAAAGAUUAACUAAUCAAUGCUAUAUUUAUAUGUUUCUUCCACAAUUAAUUAAGAUCAUUGAUUCAUACAAAAAUUAACUAGUGAAAUCAGAUUAUGAAGGGUUAUUAAUUGAAGAUUCUUGUAUAUUUAUGGUUCGAGAUAAUAUAAUAGAAUUAAUUUAGCAUUUUUAAUCACUAAGUAUAUGUAUGCCAAAAAGCAGUCAUUUUGAAAAAUCGAUCAUUCAAAAAAAGGCUUAAUUGUCUGAAGGAUCAUUAUCAAAAAAGAUCGGAACUAUCUCUAUUUAAUAAAAUGAUUUAUAAGAAAAAGAGUAAGAUCAUCUAGUUUAGAUUGAAUCAAAUAGAAAAUAAUCUGAAGAAUCUAUCAAGCCUGGUUAAUACAAUGGUAUACCUUUAUUAAAUAAACAAUAUUAAAACGAAAUCUAAUAAUAUUUAGAAAGCAUAGAAGAAAAACCUGCCGAGAAAUUUCUGAUCAAGUUUUCUCUUAAUUUAAAAAAUAUUGGUAAAGAAGACUAUCACAGGUCAUAUUUCAUAUUGGAAAUCUUAGAUGUAAGGAAGAAAGAUCUAAUAGGAAAAUCAGUCUCUGAAAAUUAAAAUCAAUAAACCAAUGAUAGUAAAUUCUAUUCACUUUAAAAUAAUAAUCAUAACACAACAUAGGAGGAAGAACAAACCAAAGCAAAUGUCUCUGGGUUUGUUUAAUCGGAAUAACCAUAUUCUGAGAUUGUGCCAGUAAAUAAAGACAUUGGCUGUGGGGUAACUGAUCUCUUGGAAAGGAUGGGACCCUCGAAAAAGCAAAAAUAAGAUCAAGAUUUUGGUUUAUUCAAUUUAGAUUCGGCUAGAGAUAGUAUGAGUUAUGGUCCAUUAUCAUAAAGAGCUCAUUUUAUUAAUCCAAAUUAGAAGGAGGGAGAAUUAGAAGAGAUUGUAAAAUUGGAUUAGGAUUUUAAUGUCUUGGGAAUUUAACUAAACAGUGCUAGUGCCAUUAUGUAAAAGGAAAAAAACAUAUAAUAUGAACCUGAUGAGGAAUUUGAUAUCGAUGAAUCACUUAAAUAAUAAAAAUAGUAAAUUGGUAAAUCAAGUAGUGACAAUGAGAAGGAUAAAAAAAAUGACAUUUUAGAAAUAAUGAAGAAAAAUAAACUAAAGGGAAAGAACCAUGAAGAAGAAGAUGUGGAAGCUUUAAAAUCUAAAUCAAGUAUGACAUCAGCAACUUCUGGGAACUCUGCUAUCUAAAUUAUUAAAAAGUUUUAAAGCACUACUCAUCUUACUUAAGGACUUAAAUUUAUAUCUAUCUCUAGUCUAACUGUUUUUAUUAUAAUAAUCAUCUUGAUAACAGUCCAUCUAGUACUCAUAACCAUUAGUAAUUAGGAUACAUCUUUGACUAUUAAUGAUAUUAAUGGUCCAUUUAUAUUAAACAGAAGUUAUUUGGAAGCUAUUUCAUUUACAUGGAGUUUAAUUGUGGGAACUUUAGAUAUUAUUGAUACUAGUUAAUUUAUGAAGGAAUAAACAUUUAGUGAUUUAUAUAACACUACGACCGAUUUAUAUGAUGAAAUAAAUAAUAUGUAUUUGGGAUUUAUUUAAGUAGAGGAAAAAGGUAUGUUAUCUUUACAAAAAUUCACUUUUUUAAAGGGAGAAACAGAGGAAGUGAAGUUUCCUUAUUUUAUUAAUUUAAUUGAAGGAACCUUGGAUAGAGUUGUAAAAAUAGUAUAAAUUGAGAUAAAAGACUUUCCUACAAUAUUAACUAGGGAAUAUUUGGAUUAAUUAUUUUUAUUAAGAUAUAAUCUAAAUCAAAUCUACUUAAUGUCUUCAGAGUUAAUUGACUCUUUGAAUGUUGUUUUUUUGUCUUAAACUAAUGAUAGGGUUGAUGAAAUGUAGACCUAAGUUAUUAUUGAAAUAAUUUGCAUAGGUAUCAUUUUAUUAGUUGAGCUAUAUUUUUGGAAACAAAUACAAAAUUAUAGUUAGUAAUUAAUGCUUUUGACUGGAAGACUUUAAGAAAGUGAUGCAAAUGAAUCUAUAGCAAGAGCGUCUUUGGUCAAAGAAACAUUAACAUAAUAAAGUGGGAAAUACAGUUGGAAGAAAUAAAACUAUUAUGCCUUAAAUUAUUAAUCUCUUAACACAUUAAACUUCGAAUUAUUGAAUUAAUAGUCUAGAAUUAUCAAAGACUUAGCUUUAAAAAAUCAUUUUGAUGUAAAUUAAAAUAAGAAUAAGAAUCAUCAAUAAGAAAAUAAUAUUAAAAAGUCAUAAUCCUAAAAGAGAAAUAUUAAUGUCGUCUUAAGUUCAAGAAUAUAUAAUACACAAAUAAGUUUGAUAUCUUAUACUGUUAUGCUGCUCAUUGUAUUUAUAAUAAUAGCCCUAAUGUUUUUUGGAGGAUUUCUACUUUUUUCCUAAUAAAUUUCAGAUUUGGGUCCUUCUUAGGCCCUUACUGGAAAUUAUAUUAAGUUUACUUAAAAGUUAGACACUCUGAUGGCAUGUGCCUAAAUACUAAAGACUUAGCAGCUAGUGUAUGAUGCAUUAAUAAAGAUGAAUGUAUAUGAUAACUCAACUAUAAAUUCAUUCUUAUAAACAAAUGAUAUUGUUGAAUUAUUCAGUGAUUUAAGUAAGAUUUAUUCCGAAAAUUUAACCUCUAUCUAUGAGAGUAUUUUAUAAUCAAACAAAAUCAAGGAUGAGGAUAAACAAUUAUUAUUUACACUUUAUCAAGAUGAUUUUUGUGCAGAACUUAGUGAUGAAAUUCCUAUGUGCAAUAUAGAAGAAUUUGGAAUUGAUAAGUUUACUUAAACUUUCGGAUCACCUAUUUUGCCUUAGGAUGAUAAUAAGGAGUAUGUUAAUAAAGGUAUUGUUGGAGUAAUAAGCAGACUGGAUACGUUAUUCAGUUAAUUUUUUGAUUAUGAAAUUGAGUAUAAGUAAUUUUAGCCAGAUACUGAAUUGUGUAGAGAAUAAAUAGACAUGAAAGAGUUCAGAAAUGCAGUAUUUGCUCACUUUUUAGAUACUAAUGAUGGUACGAACACCUUUUUGGAUAUCAUUUAUAUUAGUAUUUAUGGGAUAUUGGAUGAAAAUCUGAGUUAUAUAUAUCUGUAUUAUGGUGUAGUUGGAGUAUUAGUUGGACUGUCAUAUGCAAUAUAUUAUAUUGUUAUAAUAAUUAAAACUAAUAAUAAGUUAAUUAGAACGAGAUUGGCUUUAAUUACACUACCCAUUUCAAUUUUAACAGAGUAACACACAAUAUCAAUGUUAAAAAGAUUAAAUUGA
Messenger RNA from Paramecium tetraurelia, 5502 nucleotides. RefSeq lists its product as uncharacterized. The transcript has 3 exons. The record is from RefSeq and is a predicted model, not a curated record. Lineage: Eukaryota; Ciliophora; Oligohymenophorea; Peniculida; Parameciidae.